Conger conger (European conger) is the source of this 2929-nucleotide messenger RNA. Its product is annotated as outer dynein arm-docking complex subunit 1-like. The transcript has 15 exons. The record is from RefSeq and is a predicted model, not a curated record. Bases 134 to 1858 code for a protein of 574 amino acids. Gene Ontology annotation, cellular component: axoneme. Gene Ontology annotation, biological process: cilium movement; outer dynein arm assembly. NCBI's taxonomy places the organism in Eukaryota, Metazoa, Chordata, Actinopteri, Anguilliformes, Congridae.
CGUACGAAGAGCGAGGUCACGAUAUCAGCAAAAGAUAUUUACAACACACGGAUAGCCUAUAGCCGAUUUGUGCGUUGCUUGAUGUCAGUGUUUGCUUUCCAAUGUCAAUAUUGUCAUUUCGUGUGUAACUAAGAUGUGGCGUUUUAUCAUAAUUGCAGUUAAAGUUAGCACAAUGCCGCGUGGGAGAUCAGCAGUCAGCAUCCUCUCGGACAGCAGUGAGAUGGACAUCGAUGGGAUUGCGGAGGCCGAGCUGGCCAAGCUUCAGCGGCAGUUCCGCAUCAUGGAGGGAGACCGGCAGGCCUACAGCGUCGAGACCCAGAAUCUGAUCCGCAGGCAGCUGCAGGAGAUCCAGAAGCUGCAGAAGGAGCAGGAGGAGGUGCGGUGCAGCCUGCGGGUGUCGGGGAGCAGCCUGCGGCGGGUGCAGGACACGGAGGCCACGCACAGCCUGCGCUGCACGCUGGAGCGCAGCGACGAGCUGCAGGAGCUGCUGCAGCGCGAGAGGCAGGCCGCCGCACAGCUGGACCAGGAGAUUUUCAUCAUGGAGAAGCGGCUGUCAAAGCAGAGGCGUGCGAGCAGUGCGGUGAGCCUGAACCAGAAAGGGCAGGUCAGCCAGACGCAGCAGGCCGGCCUCACCCUGGAGAACAGGCUGCACAGGGCCUCGACCGGGUUCAACAAGCAGCUGGCGAAGAUCGGCAGCCUGAGGGCAGAGCUGGAGACCCUCCACGUGGAGCGGAACCGGUUUCAGCAACUGUACCGCAGGCUGGCCAAGGAGCUUCAGGAGAUACGCAAGGACAUCGGGGAUGUAAUUGGUCAAUCCACAUCCGCCUACGACGCCAGGGUGGAGGCCCAGUCCAAGACCGUGACGCUGAACGAGAAGGCGGUGAAGGACCUGGCGCAGUACAACGUGGAGAUGCAGGAGCUGGAGAGGAUCAUCGCCCACGAGCACCGGCUCAAGACCUUCAUGAACAUCAAGAACCAGGAGCGGGCCGACGAGGAAGCCCAGGACCAGAGCCGCAAGCAAGCCACAGUGGAGAGGGAGAAGAGGAGGACUGAGCCCGGGGAGGAAAGCAUGGCCUCGCUGGAGGAAGCGUUCCAUCGCAUCCAGCGCAUCACCGGGGAGGAGGACCUGGACCUGCUGGUCAUGAAGUUCAUUGAGGUUGAGGACCGGAACUUCGCCCUCUUCAACUAUGUCAACGAGCAGAACAACGAGGCUGAGACUUUCAGGGACCAAAUCAGCCAGACCCAGCAGGAGAUGGCACAGUUCCAGGAGCAGGGGCAGAGGCAGGAGAGAGAGAGGGGGGCCCAGCUCAGGGAAACGGGGGAGCAGCAGGAGGAGACAGAGCAGCAGUGCCAGGCCUACGAGCAGCGCUGCACCGAGCUGGCCAAGAUCCUGGACCAGCUCAAGACAGGAGUGAGCGGGGUGUUUGAGAAGAUGGGCUGUGAUCGCUCAGUGAUAGAGGACAUGCUGGGGUCCUCCAGCGGAAUGAGAGACAGCGACAUCAUCACCUACCUGGGCCUGGUGGAGCAGAAGACCAACGAGCUCCUCACCAUACAGUCCUACCUCAUGUCCAAGGACCUCGACACUGAUUACGACCCUGAAGAUGUGGCCCGGGUCCUGCUGGGUCAGAGUCCACAACUUACCCGACAGAAUCUAUCCAUCCUGCCCCCCACCAUCGGAGACACGAUUGACCCGGAAGAGUCGUCCCUCACCGACGAGGAACGCCCCCUGACGAGGAACGAACUCCAAGAAAGAGUCCUGAAAGGGGUCCUGCGUAAGGAGAAGACCACCCGGCCAGAGCUCAGACAGCCCAAGGUCACCGUGGUGACGGGCAACCGCCAGCGCCUCUCCGAUGUCUGACACGGCUGGACGCACGCACCAAGCCCCCUCUCCGUCCCGCGCACCCCAGUGCGACCAUUUUCAAUCUUCUACCGCAAUCAGCCAAUCAUGGCUCAGCUCCAGUGGGCUCACUAGCCAAUCACAGCUCAGCUCCAGCCGGCCCUCUUUUUUUGGCACCACAGUAAUGAACACUGUUAUGGGGAUAUUUUACUGACCUUUUUCAGGAAUAAUCUAGACAAUUGUUUUUUACAACAGAUUUAUCUUUCCGGAACCUUCAGCUUUAAAAGUUUCCCGCCGCCCAUUAUACGGUGAUUUUAGUGCAGAGUCUCAGCUAUUAAAGGAUCUAAGGGCUUUCUGAGGAAUUGUACAAUAAUAAUUAUCUAUAAGCUUCCCCUGAGUGUAUUCACAAAGAACAGGAGGAUAACUCCAUUACUGUACGAACACUUAUGAGAUUAUGUGGUUACUAGGAAAGCCACAUGAUAUUGAUACUUGCCGAGAGGUUUAUUCCAAAUAUGGGCAUUGGUUCCGCCAUGGGUUCCACCAAUGAGCUCUUGAGCCCCGACAGUCAGAGGAUCACGAACGUCGCAAAAGCCGAUGUUACAGUUAAGCUCAUUCUGUCACCCAUUGUUUCAAUGAUUAAAUAAUGUUCAAUAAUUAUGCUGCCAGAUGAAAAACUACCUAAAUAAUCCAUAAAAUAACAGUGAAUGUGUUAAGUACAGGGUGAAUUAUAUACUUAAAAUACAACUUGAUUGCUUUUACAGUGACGUACAGCAGCUAAAACAGAAUCUAACGAGCAGUAAUUAAGUCCCUAAUAAAAGUGAACAAUUGCUGAUCACUAUCUGUAUCAAUAUCAAUAUGCAUUUAUCAGCUGAAAACUAUCAAUGCCAUUGGAUAUCAAUUUACUCCUGGCUGAGUUAUAGGCCAGUUUCAUCGACACAGAGUAAGCUUAGUCCUGGACUUUUUGUGCGGGGAAUCCCGCAUUCAAAAUUCAAAUUUAGUCUGGGACUAAGUUUAAUCUGUCUGCAAAACUGGCCCCACGACAGGUCUGUGCCAGGGGUAAAUGUUUCAUCUGAAUAAAUCUCCGUUUAAGAA